Molecule: messenger RNA, 1008 nt
Organism: Neospora caninum
Lineage: Eukaryota; Apicomplexa; Conoidasida; Eucoccidiorida; Sarcocystidae
Product: gf17261, related
Exons: 10
Coding region: 1-1008 (335 amino acids)
Cellular component (GO): cytosol
Molecular function (GO): 3'-5'-DNA exonuclease activity
Source: RefSeq, a predicted model, not a curated record
AUGGCGAGAGCCCCCAACCGAGCAGAAAAAGUCGACACAAUGACGCCAGACGGCGAGACUCUCGCCUUCGUUGACAUCGGCGCAAAUCUCACCGAUGAAAUGUACCAAGGCGUGUACUUUGGAAAGACGAAACACGGCGCAGAUCUCGAACGCGUCAUCGACCGGGCACGGCACGCAGGUUGCAAGAAGCUGCUGGUGACGGGCGGAAGUCUAAGCGACUCUGAAAAGGCGAUUGAACUCUGCCGGAAGUUCGAGGUCGGCUCUCUCGGCGUAUAUUCAGAUGAACAUGGGGCGGCGCUGCUGUCUUUCCGGCCGCCAGCACAUGCUGUGGAGCAUUUGAACAAACUCGUGUCGUUGAUCGAAAGAAAUCGUGAUCGCGUCGCAGCCAUCGGGGAACUAGGGCUCGAUGCUGACCGCACCCAAUUCUGCGAUCUGGAGACACAAAAAAAGUACUUUGAGCUCCAGCUGCUCCUCAGCAGGCACUUUCGCCUGCCGCUCUUUCUUCACAUGCGUGAUGCUGAGACUUCAUUCUGUGAGAUCUUAGGGCACACUCGGGAUCUGUGGGAAGCGCAAGGCGGGGUCGUUCACUCCUUCACAGAUUCUGAAGAGGCGCUGACACGCGUUCUAAAUCUCUCUCCCUCUCUCCACAUUGGAAUCAACGGCUGUUCCCUCAAGACGGAGGAAAAUCUGCAAGUUGUCAAGUCGGUCCCCCUUGAACGCCUCCAUCUGGAAACAGACGCCCCCUGGUGCGACAUUCGCCCGACGCAUGCAGGCUUUGCAAUCCUCAAAGACGAUCUUCCGACGAUUGCCGAGGAAGAGAAAAAGAAGCAGAAACCACAGAACUGGACGCCAGAGACGCAAAUCAAGAACCGCAACGAGCCGUGCAAUAUCCAGCACGUUGCAAGGAUUGUUCGUCAACUUGUCGCCCCGGAUGUGCCGUUCCCUGCGUUUACCCAAAUCGUGUGCGCGAACUCGCUGCGAAUGUUUCCCCUUAUGGCCGGGAAAUGA